This is a messenger RNA of Olea europaea var. sylvestris, 1032 nucleotides long. RefSeq names its product 60S ribosomal protein L10a-3. Bases 150 to 800 code for a protein of 216 amino acids. The transcript has 6 exons. Gene Ontology annotation, biological process: translation. Gene Ontology annotation, molecular function: structural constituent of ribosome; RNA binding. Gene Ontology annotation, cellular component: large ribosomal subunit. The record is from RefSeq and is a predicted model, not a curated record. Lineage: Eukaryota; Viridiplantae; Streptophyta; Magnoliopsida; Lamiales; Oleaceae.
GUACAGCCCAGUCCAACUCUGAAACCUUCUCCCGCGCUAGGGUUUAUAUCAUCCUAUUUUGUCCUCACCCUGCGACGCCGUCAGUCCGUCUGGCGAACCCUGAUUCUCCUCUUUAGAAGUGGACUGAGAAGAAAUAGAGAUAUUGAACAAUGAGUAAGCUUCAGAGCGAGGCCCUGAGAGAAGCGAUCUCUGUAAUUGUUACCGAUUCUAAGGAGAAAAAACGUAAUUUCACUGAGACGAUUGAGCUUCAAAUUGGGCUGAAAAAUUAUGAUCCCCAGAAGGAUAAGCGAUUCAGUGGCUCGGUGAAGUUGCCUCACAUCCCUCGCCCCAAGAUGAAGAUUUGCAUGCUUGGUGAUGCUCAGCACGUUGAGGAGGCAGAAAAAAUAGGAUUGGAGUCCAUGGAUGUGGAGGCUCUCAAGAAGUUGAACAAAAACAAGAAGUUGGUUAAGAAACUUGCAAAGAAAUAUCAUGCUUUCUUGGCCUCAGAAGCUGUUAUCAAGCAGAUUCCACGUCUUUUAGGACCUGGUCUUAACAAGGCAGGAAAGUUCCCCACCCUUGUGUCACACCAGGAAUCUCUUGAAUCUAAGGUCAAUGAGACGAAGGCCACAGUGAAAUUUCAAUUGAAGAAGGUUCUUUGCAUGGGAGUUGCUGUUGGAAAUUUGGGUAUGGAGGAGAAGCAGAUCUUUCAAAAUGUGCAAAUGAGUGUCAACUUUCUAGUUUCACUGCUGAAGAAAAAUUGGCAGAAUGUCAGAUGCUUGUACUUGAAGAGUACAAUGGGGAAGCCUCAGCGGAUCUUUUAAGAUGUAUGUUUCUACGCCGCUGUUUAGGGAAGAAUUUUGCGAGCGUAAACAAUAAAAUAUUUCCAGAGAAUCGGAGUUUUGAAUUUCUAUCGUCCUGUUUUUAUCAUGAACACUGCUUUCCAUACUCUUGUCAGGUCGAAGCUUACUGCUCUUAAUCAACUAUUUCUGUUAGAAACAUUUUUUUUCUCCGAAUUACAUGCUUAGAAAUCUAGUACCUGCAAUUUGUCUGUUA